AUGCCGGGUCCACGCUCCUUCCGGAGCGUCCAGCAGGGCGGCGGACCGCCGUCACCGAGCCUGAGCUCGACGACGCGCGCCUCGCUCGAUUUCCCAUCUCGCCCCGCCGUGCUCAUCACCCGCGCCGACCUGCGCAACUCGCUCAACGCCUACGAGAAGCUGCUCACCUCGGCCAAGGCCUACACCAACACGAUGCUCGCCAUGGCCAAGGCGUCGUCCGACUUUGCCUGCGCCCUCGAGGAGUGCGCCCGUGUCAAGGGCGCCCACGACUCUGGCGCGGGCCUCCAGGCCGCCAGCGGUCUCCACUUCCUCAAGAGCAACUAUGAGCAGGUGCUCUGCGACACCUUCUGGAAAGAUUUUAGCAUCCCCCUGCUCAGCCACUACGACACCUACCGCGCCGCGUGCAACGACCGCCAGCUCGCCCACGACAAGGCCAUCACCGAAAAGAGCAAGCAGCUCAAGGAGGCCGAGGCCCGCAACAUGCGCACGGGCAGGCGCAAAGAGCGCGACCUCAACCAGUUCCGCCGCGCGCUCCAGGAGCUCCAGGCGCACGUCGACGAGCUCGACGAGCUAAAGGCCCACUAUUACCACGAGGUCCUCGAGUCCGAGGAGGAGGUUUGGGAGUUUAUCUCGAGCAAGGUGGCGCUCGUCGUCCGCUCGCAGAUCGAGAUCUCUGAGCGCAUCAGCUCAAAGGGCCUCUCGGACCCCAUCCUCGAGCCCAUGCUCUCGGCCAUCCCGGACCCCUUUGGCUCGUAUGGCCCGCCGAAGCAGGACGACCAGAUCUUCAGCAUCCUGCCCCCGACGUCGCUGCUCUCUUCUGCCGCCAACUCGAUCCACGGCGUCGUGCCCGAGGGCGCCCCCAGUGCGCCCACCGCAGGCGCACAGUCGUACGCCGCCAACGGCGCUCCCGCAUCGUCGACCAUCAGCCCGGCCAGCCUAAUGUCGCCGACGACGCCGUCCAGGGGCCUCUCGCGGCCUGCCAACGGCAGCAGCAGCGCCGCCUCGCCCUCGAUGGUGGGCCAAUCGCCCCAAGCCGAGGCCACGCCCACACAGGCCCGGCAUUCCAAGCGCGGCUCGUCCUCGAGCGCAGGUGGCCACGGACACGGCGAGCGCGUCCACGGCCAUGCUCCGCAGCUCUCGGCCAUUUCGGAUGCCACCACCUCGGUCGCCACUUCGGAGUCGAGCGUGGCGACAACGGGCCUGUUCGGCAGCGAGAGCAUGGACUUUGAAGAGCUGCUCGAUCGCGACCGGGAGAAGAACCGCGAUAGGAGGGAGCGUGAGGCGGCAGAUCCGGGCGAUAUCGAUUCGGCGACGGCAGCGACGGCCUCGAGCACAUCGAGAAGCGGAAAUGGGAGCGGGGUCGGCAUCGGUGCCGUCUCGGCCGCGGCGAGCCGGUUGCAGAACGUGCUGAGUAUCAUCGACGAGGAUGCGGGCGGACCGCUGGCCACUGCUCCAUCGAUGCGGUCCAAGACGCCCGAGCCCGAGGACGAGGAGGCGGAAGGACAUGGUGACCGAUCCUUGGACCGCGUCGCUCCAGACGCGGACGCAGGGUCACAGGCGGAUGGGUCGCACUUUGGCAAUGAGCCAUCCUUGACGGAACAGGAGCAACUAGCGACGACGGACGACGGGGACCAUGCCAAGGCCGCGCCGUCCGACACCGAGGGCGAAGGUGCCAACAUGGCAGAGAGGCGGCAAGCAUCCUCGGCCGCGUAG
Molecule: messenger RNA, 1713 nt
Organism: Pseudozyma flocculosa PF-1
Lineage: Eukaryota; Fungi; Basidiomycota; Ustilaginomycetes; Ustilaginales; Ustilaginaceae
Exons: 1
Coding region: 1-1713 (570 amino acids)
Biological process (GO): vacuole fusion, non-autophagic
Cellular component (GO): fungal-type vacuole membrane
Molecular function (GO): phospholipid binding
Source: RefSeq, a predicted model, not a curated record